Messenger RNA from Cannabis sativa, 1778 nucleotides. RefSeq lists its product as uncharacterized. The record is from RefSeq and is a predicted model, not a curated record. Lineage: Eukaryota; Viridiplantae; Streptophyta; Magnoliopsida; Rosales; Cannabaceae. The coding region runs from base 381 to 1778 and encodes 465 amino acids. The transcript is spliced from 2 exons.
GUUUCUUCAAAUAUAAUUAUUUUUCAUUAGUUCUUUCUCAUGUGUUAUUUUACACCUAGCUAAUUACUUUAAGUAGCCUUCUAUCAUUAUCAUAUGAUAUAGAUAAAGUAAAAGUACUUAUAUAUAAAUGAAUAGAUUUAUUCUUGUUCUUUUUCUUUUGUUUUUCUCUUUUACUUUUUCUUUUUAUUUGUAUAUUUUUAGAAGAAUAUAAAACUAGAAGAGUGAGAUCAUCUAGUCAAGGUUUUUUCUUUAAUGUUUUAUAUAUCUAUAUAUAUUUAUACAGAGAAGAACAGAUCUAUAUAUAUUUAUUGGGUUGGUAGUGAGGAGGAUUAAGCCAACACCUUCCUCCAUCUUCUCUUGUUUUCUUUAAAGAGUAAAAGAUGGCUGAAGAACAUUGUGUGAAUGUGGAUCAUGCAAUGAUAGACCAAAACGAAAUCCAACAUGUUGUUGAUCAUCAUCAUCAUCCUCAUCAACCUCAACUCAUUCUUUCUGAAUCUGAUACUCAAUGGUUGUUAGAUCUUAUCAACCAAAACAAUGGUGAUAAUCCAUCACAAGAAAUCGAUUUCGUUUAUAGAUUAAACUUGAUAAUUCUGCCUCAUGACUUGCCAAGAAAAAUAGCUGCAAAUUUCAUCAAAUCCUUCAGCAAUGACAAGAUUGGAAAGAGUUUAUUCCAAGACUUCACUACAAAUACCAAAGAUCUACUAAAGUUAUCAUAUCAUGAUGAGAAUGGUAACAAAGGUUUGAUGAUUAAGUCACUGUUUUUAAGUGGGUGCACAAUUUUACAAUUCAUACAUAGCUAUUUUCUUAAUGAAUUAGAUGAGUUGUUUGGUAUUCAUAAUGCUAAAGCAAGAAAGAUACAAGAAGAUUUGUUUAGGUUUGAUAAUCAAAUCCCAUUUAGAGUGAUUGAGUUGUUAGUUAACUUAACUAAUAACCCAAACCAAUUGAAGAAAGAUAUUGUUAAAUUCAUUUACAUUAACAAUAUCACAAAGGAUUUGCCAAUUCCAAGCUCCAACAAUUUCCUCCUAAAACAAUGGGAUGACAUUAUUCGAAUCGAAAAUCAUAAACACGUUCAUCUCCUGCACAUUCUCUACUUGCUAAUCACAUCUAGUGAUGGAAAUAUUGUCUCUACCAACAAAAAAAAUGAAGACAAUAAUAUUCUUAGAUGUUGUAGUACAAUAUCUUGUUCUUGUUUUCGCAGGCAAAGACCGAAUUUCAACGAUCCAAAAGGGUUUUUUCGCAAUGUUGAGGAACUUAAAUCAACAGGGAUAGAGUUAAAGCCUACUAGUUCUUGCUUGGCAACCAUAUCAUUCAAUGGAAAAUGUUUUAACCUCAAAGGACAUCUUAAACUUCCUCCAUUAAUUGUUGAUAGGUGGAUAAAGGAAAAGCUACAUAAUCUUCUUCUUUAUGAGAAGUUCUUUAAAAAACAUUAUAUGCUUAUUUCUUAUGUAAAAUUUAUGGAUAUUCUCAUCGAUAGAGAACAAGAUGUUAGAGAGUUAAGAGCGUCGCGAGUACUUCAAAAUAGACUUAGCAGCGAUGCAGAUGUAGCCGAUUUGUUUAACAGAUUAGGGUCGCGGUUUAGUGAGCCGCCACAUGAUUUUUAUUCUGAUGUGAAGACUAAGAUACAAAAUCAUUGUGAGAGGAAAUGUGCAAUUUGGAUGACUCAAGUUUAUCAGCAAUAUUUUAGUAGUCCAUGGACUAUCAUAGGUCUUAUGGCUGCUGCAAUAGUACUUUCUUUAACUGCUGUUCAAACUUGGUUUGCUGUCAAUCCAAAAGAUUGA